Messenger RNA from Tauraco erythrolophus (red-crested turaco), 2363 nucleotides. RefSeq names its product LIM domain kinase 2 (gene LIMK2). The record is from RefSeq and is a predicted model, not a curated record. Lineage: Eukaryota; Metazoa; Chordata; Aves; Musophagiformes; Musophagidae. Gene Ontology annotation, molecular function: protein serine/threonine kinase activity; protein binding; ATP binding. Gene Ontology annotation, cellular component: cytoplasm; nucleus. Gene Ontology annotation, biological process: protein phosphorylation; actin cytoskeleton organization.
GAGGCAGUUGGACAAGUUUGUGGCUGAGCCGGUUUAUCCAGUGUCGAAGAUGGGAAGUUACUUGUCUGCCCCAGCUUACUUCGCUCCCAAGGAUCCCUUUCGGUGCUCUGAAUGUCAGGAUCCCCUCACUAACUGGUACUAUGAGAAAGAUGGGAAGCUGUACUGUCACAAAGACUACUGGGGGAAGUUUGGGGAAUCCUGCCAUGGCUGCUCUCUGCUGAUGACUGGACCUGUGAUGGUGGCUGGCGAAUACAAGUAUCACCCCGAGUGCUUUGCUUGUAUGAGCUGCAAAGUGAUCAUUGAAGAUGGGGACACUUACGCACUGGUGCAACAUUCCACUCUCUACUGUGGAAAAUGCCAUAACCAGAUUGUGCUGACACCGAUGAUAGAAAAACACUCCACUGAGUCUCUGCGUGAGCAGCUGCCUUAUACGUUGACCCUCAUCUCCAUGCCGGCAGCUACGGAUGGCAAGAGGGGGUUCUCCGUGUCUGUUGAAGGUGGCUGCUCCAGCUAUGCCACUGGUGUCCAGGUGAAAGAAGUUAACAGGAUGCACAUCAGCCCAGAUGUCCGAAACGCCAUCCACCCUGCAGAUCGUAUCCUGGAGAUUAAUGGAGCUCCUAUUCGUACAUUACAGGUGGAGGAGGUGGAGGACCUGAUUCGCAAGACAAGCCAGACACUUCAGCUGCUGAUAGAGCAUGACCCUGUCUCACAGCGCUUAGACAGGCUUCGUUUGGACUCCCGUCUUCCCACCCACAUAAAGCCGCCCAUUUCCCCACGCUCCCUCUCCCCACUGGACAUCAAGGAGAAUCUGGAAGGAACGCUCCGACGACGCUCCCUCAGGCGAAGUAACAGCAUUUCUAAAUCUCCUGGCCCCAGUUCUCCAAAGGAACCGCUUCUUCUGAGCCGUGACAUCAGUCGUUCUGAAUCCCUACGUUCCUCUUCUAGCUGCUCCCAGCAAAUCUUCCGGCCUUGUGACCUGAUUCAUGGCGAAGUACUAGGAAAAGGAUUUUUUGGACAAGCCAUCAAGGUGACUCACAAAGCAACAGGAAAGGUGAUGGUGAUGAAGGAGCUGAUUCGCUGUGAUGAGGAAACACAGAAGACUUUCUUGACAGAGGUGAAAGUGAUGCGCAGCCUGGAUCACCCCAAUGUGCUGAAGUUCAUCGGUGUACUGUACAAGGACAAGAAGCUGAAUCUCCUCACUGAGUACAUUGAGGGGGGCACCCUGAAGGACUUCCUCCGCAAUGCGGACCCGUUUCCCUGGCAGCAGAAGGUCAGCUUUGCCAAAGGAAUUGCCUCUGGAAUGGCUUACUUGCACUCCAUGUGCAUCAUUCACAGAGACCUGAAUUCACACAACUGCCUCAUCAAGUUGGAUAAGACGGUGGUGGUGGCUGACUUCGGUCUGUCUCGGCUGAUUGUGGAGGAAAGAAAAAAGCCCACUUUGGAGAAGCCAUCUGCCAAGAAACGAACCCUACGCAAGAGUGACAGGAAGAAGCGCUACACGGUGGUUGGCAACCCGUACUGGAUGGCCCCAGAAAUGCUGAAUGGACAGAGCUAUGAUGAGACAGUGGACAUCUUCUCAUUUGGGAUUGUUCUCUGUGAGAUCAUAGGCCAGGUUUAUGCUGACCCGGACUGUCUCCCACGCACACUGGAUUUUGGCCUCAAUGUCAAGCUGUUCUGGGAGAAGUUUGUUCCUGCUGCUAUUUGCUGCAGACUGGAACCAGAGAGCAGGCCCCCUUUUUCCAAGCUGGAAGAUUCCUUUGAAGCUCUGUCUCUCUACCUGGGAGAGCUUGCCAUCCCACUUCCAUCCGAGCUGGAGGAGCUGGACCACAACGUGAGUGUGCAGUAUGGACUGAACCGUGACAAGCUACCUGAAAACACAACCUAGUCAGCGCGUCCUGCUGCCUGCACCACCUCGUUGGAGUCGAGAUGAGCGACAGGGAGGGAGAUGCACUUCAGCCACUUCCAGGGCAUUAACGGGGCACCACACUGUGUUUGCUGCAUUGCCUCUCUCUCUCCUCACCCAAUACCCCUCCUCUUGGACAUCCUGAUUCACUGUGGAUUUCUGGCAUGUUUCAGAAGCAAAAUGGGCUGUUUCCUGACAAUUGCACCUAGGAAAGCUGCUCAACACUAUUUUUCUGGCUUGAGAAAUGUUCCUCUGGCCUUUUCAGGCUUCUUUACUGUGGUGCCUUAGAACUUGGCUGCAAGCUGUGAAGCCACCCCAGCCUGUGUGCCAGGGAGGGAAUUGCUAUAGGAGACUGUCCUCAGCAAGGACCAGCGCUUCCGGAACUGCUUCUCCCACUGACUACCCUGCUCAGAAGGCUGGGGAAAUUGGACAUCCGGCAAAAGGCCCCACCAGGACAGCG